Ostreococcus lucimarinus CCE9901 is the source of this 882-nucleotide messenger RNA. RefSeq lists its product with no specific name. The transcript has a single exon. Bases 1 to 882 code for a protein of 293 amino acids. NCBI's taxonomy places the organism in Eukaryota, Viridiplantae, Chlorophyta, Mamiellophyceae, Mamiellales, Bathycoccaceae. The record is from RefSeq and is a predicted model, not a curated record.
AUGCACGCGCGCGCGGCGAUCGUUUCGGCGUCGGCGUCGAUCGCGAGGGGAACUGAAUCGUCCCAUUCCGAACCAUUCGUCCCGAGCGCGCGCGUCGUCGACGAGAACGCGCACGCGGAACUGAGAUGCGCGGGAAAGACGUCUCGAGAAGAGCUUUCUCCAUCGCAGCGCGCUCGGGCCUUAGCGGGGAUAAUGGACGCGGCGUCGGCGCUCGGGACGCGCGCGCCGCUGUCGCCGCUGGGCAACGGAACGACGCCGCUGCGCCGGGCGCGAUCGCUCAUGGCCGAGGCGGCGACGACUUCGGCGGCGAAUGGACUGAAACAGAUUAGGGCAUCGCGCGCGAAUCGCGCGUCGUCCGCGGGCGCGCGUGACGCGGAAGAGAACUUGGACGCGCUCGAGGACGAAGCGCCGCGACGCGCCGCGAGCGACGCUGCUAGCGUGGCGUCGGCGAGCGCCCUUGACGCGGCGAACGCGAUCGCGAAAUAUGCCGAUCGCGAGCGGCAGCUCGUGGCGUUCAUGAAGGAGAUGGCUUCGAGCGCUGACGCUCGAUUGAACGACGCGCUCGACGCGUUGAGCGCGAGCGAGGCGCAGCGCGAGGAAGAGCUCGCGGCGAUGGCGCUCGCCGCGGACGCCGAGCGCGAGGCGUUGGAGUUUUCCAUACUUCUCGAAAAUAAGGCGCGCGUGAAAGAGCGCGAGCGCGUGGUCGAGCUCGAGACUUUGCUCGCUCUGAAGCAGCGCGAGAUUGACGCGCUCGCCGCCGAGCGCGGCGGCGCCCGGCCGAGCGCCGCCGCCGUUCGGUACGCCGCGAACGUGCGCGACGAAGUCAAAGCCAUCUUACGAGCAGAGUUUAAGCGCGAGCUCGCGGACGAGCUCCUGAAGUAG